This is a messenger RNA of Achroia grisella, 817 nucleotides long. RefSeq lists its product as uncharacterized. Lineage: Eukaryota; Metazoa; Arthropoda; Insecta; Lepidoptera; Pyralidae. The record is from RefSeq and is a predicted model, not a curated record. Bases 1 to 810 code for a protein of 269 amino acids. The transcript has 4 exons.
AUGCUCACUCCGGCACAGUCUCUAAUUAUAAUUGCAUUCGCUUCAACAGCCCAAGGUUUCUGCGGCUCUAGCAUCCGUUGGGCACAUCAGUUGAACAUAGAAGACGCGUAUGGAAUAUGGUACGGAGUAGGUUAUGCACAACAUACCCCAGAUAUGACUAACAAGCCUAAUGAAGUAGGCUGCGUCACACUGUACAUAUCGGAUGCUAGUGUUGAAGGUCAAGAUGAUUGGCUCGACUGGUCGAUAAUGAAAAGAAAUUAUUCAAACGAAAACUGGCGAUCGCAUAAAAAUAAUCCGUGGUCGGAAACCCGAAUGGCCGGAUCUUGGUUGGAUGUUCGUCUCAAGAGAAAUGUCAAAAGGGAUAUCUAUAACGAGCGUCGUUUACGGAUCAUUUGGGAUGAAGAUGGACAAACUAUGGAACAGGUAUACGUGUACUCACCUGAAUCACCUGGGCUUUGGGUUGUUGAGCAGAAACAACCUUUAGAAACAUUAUUACAAUCCAGAGGUGUAGACGUUUGGUUUCCAGAGGAAACUCCGAGACAUCCUGAAGUGAUACGAGUGCUAAAAGUAAAUCCGCAUAUGAUGAUAAUAAACCAUUGCUCAGAUAAAGGUGGUGGUGGUAUAUUCUCAUUGAUACUUCGCCGGUCACCGUAUAAAAUGGAGAGAUGGGAAUGGUACGAUUUACAACGGCAAUUCUUCAGAUUCGAAUUACCGAACAUGUACAGAUAUUCAGCAAUAUGUGCUGCUUGUGUUCAAAUGAGUUCUUUAUUUUAUAUUAUAUUCUCUAUAGCUGUGUUAAUAUUAAUAUAAUUUUAUC